CAUGCCGACGAUGCCGUCCGUGCUCGUGUCCCCAGCGCCGGCCUUGGUGCUUCUCCUCAUCACGGCCAGCUUGGCAGCUUCCCAAGCGGGGAUACACUGCGGGUCGAAAGAGGCGGCAUCCCCUGUUGCUUCUUCUCCCUCCCCAUCACCUGCCACCAACGGCACCAUGUUCGCCGACAACCUCCGGACGCUCCUCUUCGCUCUCCCCGACGCCGCGGCGCCCACGGGGUUCGCUUCCCUGUCCAACGGCACCGGCCGCGACCGCGUCUUCGUCCGCGGCAUCUGCCGCGGCGACUCCUCGGAAUCACAUUGCCUCGCUGACCUGCGGUCCGGGACCAUCGACCUCAUCGCCAGCUGCACCGCCGCUAGCCGCCGCGCGACGGGGUUCUACGACAAGUGCAUCGUCACCUACGCCGACAUCAACGCCUCGACGGCCGGCUUCAGCUUCGAGGAGGAUGAGCUGAGCGAGAUUCUCUACGACGGCCGCAGAGUGGCCGACCCGGACAACUACGAGAAGACGUACUACGCGCUGAUGAAGCGGCUGGUGGCGCGGGCUGCUAGCGGCAACGGCUCUGCGUCGGCGAGGACGAGCAUGUUCGCUACCGGGGAGGCGGAGUACAACCGCAGCAUCCCUAACGGAACCAUGUACGGGCUGGUGCAGUGCAUGAGGGACCUCAGCGCCUCCGAGUGCGGGCGGUGCCUGCAGGCGGCGGUGCCGCAGCUGCCGACGUGCUGCUCGGGGUAUCAGGGAGGGGUCGUGCGAAGCUUCAACUGCCACCUGCGGAUUCAAUUGUACACUUACUACGACCUGGCGCUCGACGCGCCUCCGGGCGCCGCUGCACCGUCGCCGCCCUUGUCCGACGAACAAAGACACCGAAAGAGGAGAUCAGAGCACAUCAUCCUUGCAGUCGCACUUGCAGUUGGAGCACUGCUCGUCCUAGUAGUCGCGCUUGUUUUUGUUCGUCAACGGAGGAGAAGGAUCGAGGCGCACAAGGAGCAAAGUGAUAAUGCAGCCGAUGGCUUGGACUGUUUUAGUCUGCAAGUGUUAAAAGCCGCGACAUCUAAUUUUUCUAUACAAAAUAAACUCGGAGAGGGAGGAUUCGGAGAAGUUUUUAAGGGCGAAUUGCAGGGUGGAAAGGAAAUAGCGGUGAAAAGGUUGUCAGAGAACUCCACGCAAGGGUUCAAUGAGCUGAAAAACGAGCUAGUGUUAGCCAACAGACUUAGGCACAGGAAUCUGGUGCAGCUUCUGGGCGUUUGCUUCCAAGAGAAACUGCUGGUGUACGAAUAUAUGCCUCAAGGGAGCCUAGACUCGAUCCUUUUUGAUCCUGAGAAGGCACAUCAACUGGACUGGACGAGAAGGACCACGAUCAUCUCUGGGAUUGCCCGAGGCCUGCUAUAUCUCCACGAGGAGUCUCCUCUGAAGAUCAUACACCGAGACCUGAAGCCAAGCAACGUCUUGCUGGACCUGGACAUGAACCCCAAGAUCUCAGACUUCGGUCUGUCUAGGGCUUUCGGUGGAGAUCAAUCGAUCGACAUAACGAAACGGCCUGUCGGUACGCUUGGGUACAUGUCUCCGGAGUACGCUUACUGUGGCCAAGUCUCUGCCAAGUCGGACAUGUAUAGCUUCGGAGUCAUAGUUCUAGAAAUUGUGACUGGUCGGAGGAACAACAGGUCACUCGAAGACGCGGCCUCCAGAUCUCUGCUCAGCUACGUAUGGGAGAUGUGGAGCACAGGGUCCGUGGAAGAGCUGGUGGAUGCUUCCCUGGGCGGACGUUACCCCGAGAGCGAGGCGCUCUACUGCGUGCAGAUCGGGCUACUUUGCGUCCAGGAGAAUCCGAGCGCUAGGCCGGAUGCGUCGGAGGUGGUCCUCAUGCUCAACACCCACUCCAUGUCUACGGCUUUGCCGGCUCCCUCGAGGCCGGCCUUCUGCUUCUCACAACCUGGUGUUGUUGCCUUGGCCGGAGGGAACCAGACGUCCAUUUACCCGAGCACCCUCGAUGGGACGACGAGCAGCGGCCAGCUGCCUACCCCCGGUUUCUCGGAAAACGACGUGACAAUCUCCGAGCUCCAGCCUAGGUAG
Lolium rigidum is the source of this 2080-nucleotide messenger RNA. Its product is annotated as cysteine-rich receptor-like protein kinase 15. The transcript has 7 exons. Gene Ontology annotation, biological process: protein phosphorylation. Gene Ontology annotation, molecular function: ATP binding; protein kinase activity. Bases 2 to 2080 code for a protein of 692 amino acids. The record is from RefSeq and is a predicted model, not a curated record. NCBI's taxonomy places the organism in Eukaryota, Viridiplantae, Streptophyta, Magnoliopsida, Poales, Poaceae.